CUUAGUCCUCUUGUUCGUGGCUCAUAAACAUAUGCAUCGGUGGUUUAAAAUAGCUUAUAGACGUGGUUAUUUGUACUUCGUUAAAUAUAGAACGUGAAUCCCUAUACCAUGCCAUGCAUUGGAACAUAUAUCUUGCUGUUCUAAGUUUUUCCGUUUGUGCAGCACACGCCGCACACCCAUGAAUGUUUUUUUUUAGUAACCAAUUGUACAGACCAAAGAAAAACUAUACAACAUAAUAAUAAUCGUAUCAGUCAAAACUAAAAUUUAGAGUUGUAGAACAAAAAAAAUGGGAGAGGAAGAAGAAAAGAAAGAGAAAGGCGAUGAAAUCAUCACGGCCGUUUACAAGGUUCACCUUCACUGCCGGAAAUGUGCAUGCGACAUCAAAAAGCCUCUCCUUCGAUUCCAAGGGGUUCAAAAUGUGGACUUUGAUUUGGAGAAGAACGAGAUCAAAGUAAAAGGGAAAAUAGAAGUCGUGAAGAUUCACAAACAAAUCGAGAAAUGGAGCAAGAAAAAAGUUGAGCUCAUCUCUCCCAAACCUUCUGAGGUUAAGAAAACCACCACUACAACAACAACUACUUCUGUGGUAGAAAAGAAGACCACCGAGAUUAAAAAGGACGUUAUUCGUACGACAGUACUAAAGGUACACAUUCAUUGCGCACAGUGUGACAAAGAUCUUCAGCACAAACUCUUGAAACAUAAAGCUAUCCACAUUGUCAAAACCGAUACAAAGGCGCAAACUCUAACGGUACAAGGGACGAUAGAAUCCGCAAAACUCUUAGCCUAUAUAAAGAAGAAAGUUCACAAACAUGCAGAGAUCAUAAGCUCAAAGACCGAAGAAGAGAAGAAGAAGGAAGAAGAGGAUAAGAAGAAGAAGGAAGAAGAGGAUAAGAAGAAGAAGGAAGAUGAGAAGAAGAAAGAGGAAGAGAAGAAGAAAGAAGAGGAGAAUAAGAAGAAGGAAGGAGAAAAAAAGAAAGAAGAAGUAAAAGUAGAAGUAACAACCAAAACGAUUACUCAAGUUGUGGAGUAUAAAGAGAUAGUAAAAGUUGAGGGCCAAAAAGAUAAAGAUGGAAACAUACCUUACUUUGUCCACUACGUAUACGCUCCACAAUUGUUCAGUGAUGAAAACCCUAAUGCUUGUCGCAUUGUCUAGUUACAUGAGUUGUAUAUGUUUGUAAUAUUGUUCAUAUAUACACUACAUAUGAAAUUAUACAGUAUAACUAUCAAUAUCAGUUAUACUUAAACCAAUGAUGAUGAUGAUGAUGAUGAUGAGGUGAUAUUGUAUUAGAAAGAAUCACCUAUUA
Molecule: messenger RNA, 1301 nt
Organism: Arabidopsis thaliana (thale cress)
Lineage: Eukaryota; Viridiplantae; Streptophyta; Magnoliopsida; Brassicales; Brassicaceae
Product: Heavy metal transport/detoxification superfamily protein
Exons: 5
Coding region: 287-1150 (287 amino acids)
Molecular function (GO): metal ion binding
Source: RefSeq, marked reviewed